Messenger RNA from Brienomyrus brachyistius, 3412 nucleotides. RefSeq names its product potassium voltage-gated channel, subfamily G, member 4a (gene kcng4a). Gene Ontology annotation, biological process: protein homooligomerization; potassium ion transmembrane transport. The transcript is spliced from 3 exons. Lineage: Eukaryota; Metazoa; Chordata; Actinopteri; Osteoglossiformes; Mormyridae. The coding region runs from base 787 to 2400 and encodes 537 amino acids. The record is from RefSeq and is a predicted model, not a curated record. Gene Ontology annotation, molecular function: delayed rectifier potassium channel activity. Gene Ontology annotation, cellular component: voltage-gated potassium channel complex; membrane.
CUCGCUACAUUUGGCGUCGCGGUUGCAGUCCUGCAGUCUACGUGCGGAUGGUGGUCCUGGGGAGAUUAAGAUUGCCGUGUAAUAGCUUUUACUUAGACAACUGAGAAAUAGCAGUCUUACGCCUUAUAGACGUUAAUCGUAAGGAGCCGGAUUCGCAGCAAUGCGGUCGGGUGCUGGGGUAGUGAAAGGUUAAACUCGGACGCGCUGCACUCAAACUACAGCCGCAGACAGGAGGUCCCGCGACGAUCGGCGGAUGUGUGCAGAGAACGGACAUAUAAACACGCGCACCUUCACGGUGCAAACUUGGUCCGCUGCGCUCGCGCGGACACGCGUGAUUGUCGAGCUGGCGCGAGCCCACGUUCCCGGACCCUCCGACCUGCUGGGACAGUUUUCCGACUAUUUCUCAAUUUUCUUUCUUUCCUCCCCAUAUUUACUUCGAAUCGUGUUUUCACCGGCUGCAUAACUGCAUCUCGUAUUUAUCUAUUGCUGAUGGGGCUGCGCGAUUAGAUACAGGACAGGAACGUACUGGCAUCGGACUGGAAAUAACUCAUAAUAAGGAACUUAGGUAUCUGGAUAUUCUGAAAAUAUGAAAGCUGUUUUUUUAACAUAUAUAAUCGAAGCCGAGUAUUUUAAGUACAAACGCGCGUCCGAGUGCCUGCUUGCCCCCAGCCUGCACCAAGCUCCAUGUCUCAGGCUCUGAGCUCAUCUCUAACCCCCAUUCGCGUAACCAGUCGUCCUUUGGGUCCGUGUUCCAUUUGAGUCGUCUGCUGCCGCCCAGAUGUCAUCAUGCCUAUCAUCAGCAACACCAACCACGAUUUCAGCAACCUCUCGAUCAGCGAUGAGAGCAGCCUGGAUCACAUGUUUACCGAGAUCCCGGAGACUGAGACGGUCAAGGGUGUCUACUACAAGCGUGCCCAGCUGAUCCGUCGACCAGAGGACCUAAGUGGGGUGGACCAUGGACUGCUGGCCAUCAUCAAUGUGGGGGGCAACCGCUACACUUUCCCCUGGAGCACACUGGAAGAGUUCCCCCUGACGCGGUUGGGCCGUCUUCGUCUCUGCAGUAGCUUGGAGGAGAUCACACAAGUGUGCGACGACUACGAUGAGGUGGCCCGUGAGUACUUCUUCGACCGGAGCCCUUCGGCUUUCCGCGUGAUCCUCAACUUCCUCGCCGCCGGGAAGCUACGCAUGCUGCGCGAGAUGUGCGCGUUGUCGUUACACGACGAGUUCGACUACUGGGGCGUGGAGAUGGCCUACAUGGAGCACUGCUGCAAGCGCAAAAUGUACACGCGCAUCGAGGAGCUGGCGGAGCACGAGCGGCGGGAGGAAGAGCGGCGACAGCAGGGUGCGCAGGUGCGCCCCCCGGUGGAUGACACGCGGUACCGCAGGUUCAUGAACGGACUCAGGGACAUGGUGGAGAAUCCACAGUCAGGGUUGCCGGGGAAAAUAUUCGCCUGCCUGUCGGUCAUCAUGGUUGCCGUGACGGUUGUGAGCCUCUGCAUCAGCACCAUGCCUGACCUCAGGGAGGAAGAAGGCAGGGGCGAAUGUUCUCAGAAGUGCUACCACAUGUUCAUCAUCGAGACCGCCUGCGUGGCGUGGUUCUCCCUGGAGUUCCUGCUGCGGUUCGUCCAGGCGCGAAGCAAGCUGGAAUUCAUCCGCGGGCCUCUCAACAUCAUCGACGCCAUGGCCAUCCUGCCCUAUUACGUGUCCCUGGUGGUGGAGGAGGACUCCCCGUUGGACGCGGAGCGGGCCAGUGGGGGGCGGGGCUACCUGGACAAGCUGGGAUUGGUUCUGCGCAUCCUGCGGGCGCUGCGCAUCCUGUACGUGAUGCGGCUGGCGCGCCACUCACUGGGCCUGCAGACGCUGGGGCUGACCAUGCGGAGGAGCAUCCGGGAGUUCGGCCUGCUGCUGCUCUUUCUCGCCGUAGCCGUCACACUGUUCUCACCUCUGGUGCACCUGGCCGAGAGCGAGAUCACCGGCACGCAGGACUUCAGCAGCAUCCCCGCCUCCUACUGGUGGGCGAUCAUCUCCAUGACCACAGUGGGCUAUGGGGACAUGGUGCCCCACAGCAUCCCUGGCCAGGUGGUGGCCAUGAGCAGCAUCCUCAGCGGCAUCCUCAUCAUGGCCUUUCCGGCCACCUCCAUCUUCCACAUGUUCUCACGCUCCUACCAGGAGCUCAAGCUGGAGCAGAAGCGGCAGAUGAAGGAGGAGACGGUUUCCUCGGGCACUGCUGCCGUUUUGAACGAGGAUGUGGAUGGAUCUAGAAGCCAUCUCCUAUCCCCUGCCCAACCACUCUUCCACGAUGCAGAUGCGGCCUUUUCCCAGGACUGCCUACCGCUAGUAGAGAAUGGGCAUGAGGCCACAGGGAAAAAUCACCUCUGUCUCCCUCCUAGAGCAUUAUGAACCUUCAAAAAUGUUGCACCGACUGCAGGGCAUCUUCUCUUCUGAUCCCUAGAGCAAUGUGCUGGGCAGAGGACAUCAGGACAGCCGCUGUUCCAGAUCAUUUUGAUCUCAUUCCAAAAGCGGAAUUGCUUCCUUCUUCAAACUAGGCAGUUAUACAGACUUGAGGUUUAUAAAGAACCCUGAACAAAUCCUGGAGGAUUUCACCCCUCUCAGCAUUCCUCUGGUUUCUGCUAACACAUAACAGGUUAAUUUUAGCUGUUUUGCAUUUGUAUUUUAGCUUAAAAUGCCAGAAAGAUGGUGGGUAAUCCUUUCAUCCUGAACCCGGCUAUUCAACAGUAUUUCUAAAGACUCCACUGGGAGAGAUGUGACUGACUGAAACUCCACAGUAAACAUAAAUAAAUAUAAGCCCCCCAAACGACCUGUGCAGUAACUUUCUUUUCAAAGAAGCAUAGCAGCGUUCUUUGGAAUGCGCUUUCAGCGACCAUUUCUCCCAGUCUAGACACAGGCAAUGUGAGCGAGGUAAAUGGUGCCGCUAACCGCCAAGACAAAGGUAUGCAUCAAAAAAAUCACCCCAAAACAGGAGCACACUGUUUACCUGGCAGUUAGCAGUGUGCACUCAUAAUUCAUAAGUGGGAAUGGAGCACGCACUCUCUCACUGGCACUGAAAUACAGUGCAUUUUUCCAGACGAUCAGUCAUGAUCAGUUUCAGGAUCAUAAACAUUCCCUCUCUUUUAUCCCCAGAAGUCCUGGUCACAAGCCUUGUUGCAGUGUGAUGUUCAUUAUAUGGGACCCAGUGCACACGGAAUGUAGUAAAUGCUGAGAUGUUGCUGGUGAAAUGGCUUUAACACACUGUGAUUACUGACCUUUGCUUGGUCUGACUGUGUUAACUUAGCACACCUUAUAUUAAAGAGGCAACGUGCAGUGUUGUUAGAUCCAGGUAUGAAAAGCUGGUGAAGCUGCUUAAAAUGUAUUUUAUUUACCUAAAAUGAAUUGGGUUCCAACUAAUAAUAAA